Sphenostylis stenocarpa is the source of this 282-nucleotide messenger RNA. The record is from the annotation of a GenBank genome assembly. Lineage: Eukaryota; Viridiplantae; Streptophyta; Magnoliopsida; Fabales; Fabaceae.
AUGGUUUAUGAGGUUCCAACUUCCAAGGUUUUUGUUACAGAGCCGAUGACUACUUUUGCCUUUAAUCUUAGAAUUUCCGCAGUUCCUGCUCAAAAUCAUUCCUCUCUAACCACCCUGAUUCAAUCUAUGCCCCAACUUCGGGAUAAAAAGCUUGGACUUUACCCAUGUCAUCUGAGAGGUCUCACAAGAAGAACCAGGAUGAAUGAUUCUCAGCCUCUGUAUCCCUUGUGGGUUACACGUGGGCUCACAAUUAUGACAUCCUCUAGCUACUGUUCCGCAUAA